Messenger RNA from Prorocentrum cordatum, 1236 nucleotides. The record is from the annotation of a GenBank genome assembly. Lineage: Eukaryota; Dinophyceae; Prorocentrales; Prorocentraceae.
AUGAAGGGCGCGCUCCACCUGGACUCUGCUGGGAACAACUCAGGUACCGGUUUGCCUGACGAGUUUCAAUUCAAUGCUGGCGAGUUGAGGGUCAAGUUUGUACUCAGUCCAAGCACCAGCGCCAGCUAUGACAAGUACUUUGCGCUAGGCUUAACUCCGCCCUUUGCAGAGUUCGAGCUACUGGUCCAGCAGGAUCACCUGCCUGACCUGAACCUGCAAUCGCUUGUGGACAACACCUUAGAUGUGAAACUUGCCCUUUUCGACGAUUUCAUCAUGUCUUUCUUAUUGUACAUGUGGUACAUUAUGUUAUGGAAAUCCAGGGUUAUCUCUCUUUGUUGUACCAUUACUGUAAUUUGCUGGCUGACAGAAUAUCCAGACGAGGACUGGGCGCGAUUGUCGACAUUUGUUACUUGCUUGAUUGUGUUGAUCGUGAAUUUUUUCGAGAACCAGAGAUUGAGUAUGACCACUGGAGGCCCGAACGCACCGCUGACAGAGGAAGGAUUCAACCGCGUCGCCAAUUGGGACGACCCCUGGCAGAUGCACGUGUUCAUGCUCAGAUUCGUGGCCCUGCUUGGUGGGACCGUGCGGAGCGAGCACGACCUCCACCAGUUCGUGGUGCCGAUGGUGAAGGACGGGGUGCCGGUGGUGAGUCUGAGCACUGCGCUCGAGGCGCUGAGGCGGCAGCCCUGGUGCAAGCUGGAACCGCGAAAGCUGAAGGAGCGGGACCUGGUGCGGCUGCACGGGCGGCGCAAGGCUUCGGUGAAGAAGAUCAAGGAGCGCGUCUGCCACGGGUUGCCAAAGCAGAGCGUCAGCGACAGGAGCGUCCGUGCCAGCGCGACCAGAGAGGACAGCAGCGAUGUGGAGCCUGGCCUCAACGAUCAACCUCCCAGCCAGGAGUCGUUGAGCAGGUCUGUCGCGAGCGACAUGUCCGCGUCCAGGACGACCAAGAAGACCGUAUCCGCAGUCCUCCUCGAGUUCGAGCCUGACGACCUGGGCUUGGAGCCGGAGAGCUGCACCCGCCGUGUCCCGUUGGACGGCGAGUUGGUGUACAGCACGACCGACCGCUCCAAAGGCGACUGGAAGAUGACUCGAGUAGACUUGACGCCGGACGACGGAGAGGACGGGGAGCACAAACACGGUGGCGGAUCGUGUGGACCAGCAGGGUCUUCGACGUCGACGACAAAGGAGGAUUCAGGCUUCAGAGUGAGAAGAACUCUCCCAUCAGCGAAACUUUGA